CGAGCUUAGCAGCGACCCACGAUAGACACUGACAGUUCCCGAAUCGUCCAUCAUCCAUCAUCGUCAUAAACACGUCCUCUCAACCAACGCUCGCGACAGUGACACAACUCACGAGAGCGCAAACGCAAGAUGUCACUCCUCACGCCCUCUGAAUCACACGCCUUCCAGUCCUUCCUCUCCGCCCUCGACUACGACGCCCACUCCCUCGCAGACCAGGUCUUCGCCCCAGAAUGGUCCCUCCUCUCCGACGACAUACACGUCCCCCAGCCGCCUCCGGGCAAGGAGGCACUCACGAAAGCCACGAAGGAUCUCAUGUCGCUUCAGCCCCAGUCCUUCAACCCCCCUUCGUACUCUUCAUCAUGGCCGUCACAACGACCACAGACAGCGCACUCGGCACCGAGCCCUCUGUCCACGAACUCGCCCGCACCGACACAGCAGCCCCCGACGGCGCACACCAACAGUAGCAACAACAACAACAACAACAACAACACGAAUCCGUUCUUCCUCUUCCACCAACGCAGAGCCUCCUCCGCGGCCUACAACGAUCCUCCUAUCCCCACAGCAACGCACCCCCACGCCCUCAUGCUCUCCACCUCCUCCUCCUCCUCCACCUCCUACGCACCCCAUCCCCAUACACCCACCUCACCUCCACCCACCUCAUCCAAACGCUCCUAUUCCGAAGACUCCUCCUCCACGUCACAUAACACGACAGUCAAACGACGCCGUCCCUCCUCUCCCGGCCCCGCUCCUUCACGCCAAGCCUCGUCGCCCGGUGGUGGUGGUGGUGGUGGUGGCGGUGGUGGUGGGGCAGGAAAACCAGCAUUAUUGAGCGCAUCCCAGAAAAAAGCGAAUCAUAUACAAUCAGAACAGAAGAGAAGAGCGAAUAUCAGACGGGGGUAUGAGGCGCUUUGUGAGACUGUGCCGGCGUUGAAGGAGGCGAUUCGGUUGGAGGAUGAGGCGAAUGCCAUCGCUAAUGGAAAUGGGGGUGCGGGGGUGGCGAAGAGGAGGAAGAGUCGGAACAAGGGGGGGAGGGGCGAUGGGAGGGGCGAUGGGAAUGGGAGGGGAGAGGGUAAUGGGGAGGAGGGAGGGGAGGGGAAGGUGCUGGAUGGGAGGGCGGGGCCGAGGAGCGAGAAUAUCGUUUUGCAGAAGACGGUGGAUUACAUCCAAGACAUGCUCUCCGAGAAACAACACCUCCUCGCCCGUCUACAACGCGCCCAGGGCGCAUUACCCCCCGGGCACCCUGCCCUUUCCACACUUGCCCUUUCCACACUUUCACUUUCCACACAUGCACAUGCGACGGGCUCGAGGGAGGAUGCGAACGGCGUCAGGUUGUGGGAGAGGGAGUGGACGGGCGGGUCGGGGCUUAAUGAUGAUAAUUCGAGCGACGAGGAGGAGUAGGGCUCGGGCUGCGUGCUCGGGCUGUGUGCUCGGGCUCCUUUCAUUGGAUUUCGACGACGACUCGAGUUUGACUUCACUCCUGGAGCUUGCUAUUAUUGCUUGCAUUUACUUACGCACUUAACAAUUUCUAACCCAACAUGCUGUACAAACGUCCAAACGUUCAAACCCUUCGUCUUCUUCUUCUUCUACAUUUUCACCGUUUCGCGUUUCACCUUUUCGCCGUUUCGCAUUUUCGCAUUCACCUUUGUGCUUUGAUUGACUACUAAGUAUUCCCGUGUAUUCGCUGCUACUUGCUUCAAAUUUCCCAGUGUCCAGUGUCCAGUUGUUUUUAUACCUACCUACCUACACCCUGACCCCAUCCUAUCCUGACCCCAUCCUGUCAUAU
This is a messenger RNA of Stereum hirsutum FP-91666 SS1, 1783 nucleotides long. RefSeq lists its product as uncharacterized. The transcript has 2 exons. The record is from RefSeq and is a predicted model, not a curated record. Gene Ontology annotation, molecular function: DNA-binding transcription factor activity, RNA polymerase II-specific; protein dimerization activity; RNA polymerase II cis-regulatory region sequence-specific DNA binding. Lineage: Eukaryota; Fungi; Basidiomycota; Agaricomycetes; Russulales; Stereaceae. Gene Ontology annotation, biological process: regulation of transcription by RNA polymerase II. Bases 130 to 1398 code for a protein of 422 amino acids.